This is a messenger RNA of Thunnus maccoyii (southern bluefin tuna), 3542 nucleotides long. RefSeq names its product transmembrane protein 100-like. Gene Ontology annotation, biological process: cellular response to BMP stimulus. The transcript is spliced from 2 exons. The coding region runs from base 866 to 1339 and encodes 157 amino acids. Lineage: Eukaryota; Metazoa; Chordata; Actinopteri; Scombriformes; Scombridae. The record is from RefSeq and is a predicted model, not a curated record.
CGGAAUAUUUUGUGCAUCUAAGUGUAGUCAUUGAGAUGCAGAAAGUAAACCAGAAUAACUGAAAGCUGAUGAUAAGAUCAACAUGUGAAGCUGUUUUUCUGACGUAAACUUUGCAUUAAACUAAUGCAAAGUAAUGAAUGGAAAACGUUCUUUAUCCCAAGGAGGAAACUUCCCGGUUAGCUCAGAGUGUAGAAUUAGACAUUAGCUUCAGAGAUCUGGUCAGAGUCCUGGAUUUCAUGAAGGUGGUGGAUGAUUUUACACUGAAACUGCAAGAAGAAAUGUUUGUUUGUGUUUUUUGUUAUUGUGUGUUUAAGGCUGUUUAAUGAAUAGUGACGUUUGUCAGAUGGUAAUCAAUACUUUAGUGACCAGUCUGAUGUCUAGUUUCAGUACAAACUGAUAACAUGGAAAAUGCAUUGUGUUGUUACAUUUAUAAUUUUUCAUAGAAAAGAAAAAAGAAUAAAAAUAAGUUUUGGAAAGUUGCUUUAUGUCUUAAUACUGAAAAUGUCCAUAUAAGCUAUCAUAACCUGUCUAUAAGGAGGAAUUAAUUUUUUAUUUGAGUCUUAACAUGAUGCUAACAGCUCUCCACAGAAACUGUGUUUAGAUCUCUGUGGACGUGAGACUUAAGCUGUUUGGAGAUCUGAGGGGACAACACAGAUCAGAAAAAUAAACCACAGCUGUUUCUCGCAGCUGAUUCCUCCCAGAUGUUAAAGUCUGCAGGUCUGGAGCUGACUGUGUUUCCAACCGGAGGGUGGAGGCUUCCCCGGAGGGCCGCAGGAGGAAACGUGACCCAGACAGACUCUGAACAGCCUCUACAAGACCAUGCUAGCAUCUAGCUGCUCUGUGAUUGGCUGACGUCAGUAUCAAGAUGGCCCACCUCUUUCUCGCAAGUAAGAUUGCCAUGCCGGAUGACUCCCACAGCAGAGGCGGUGGCAGGAUUCCCAGGAGCGCCAUGAAAAUCCCAACAUCGAUCUCUGCCGAGAAGCUGAGCCGGGAUAAGCUCAUAAAGGACCCCAGCGUCAUCAUGACCACGCGCGUUCCCCACAUCAACGAGGUUCAGCUGACCGCGGCCACCGGUGGCGCCGAGAUGUCCUGCUACCGCUGCACCGUGCCGUUCGGCGUGGUCAUCUUCAUUGCCGGCAUCGUGGUGACGGCGGUGGCGUACACCUUCAACUCCCAUGGCUCCACCAUCUCAGUGCUGGGACUGGUGCUGCUGUCUGCUGGACUGGGCCUGCUGGGCUCCAGUGCCAUCUGCUGGCGGGUCCGACUGAGAAGGAAGAAGGACAAACGGAGGGAGAGCCAAACCGCCCUUUUGGCUAGCCAGGGAUACUGCGUGGCCUGAGCGCCGCCGAAGAAACACCUACCAGGAAGUUUAGAUGGUCGAAUCCUGAGUGGAGUUUAUAUUUAAGAUCUUUUCAUGCCACAGAGACAUGCUGGUGCAGUCCAGAUGAUAAACUUCAGGGAGAAAGAGAACCUGAACACACCUGACAAAGUCUAACAGGUAUUCACAUGUAUGUGAACCAGUCUGUAAAGAGACGGAGCUUGCACUUCCUGAGGUGAUGAUGACUCUGCAGACUCCUGAAAGGACAAGUGGCUGUGAUGUACAGACCAAAGAUAAUUAUUUGGACACAUGGCUGAUAAUUAAUUGAUUACCCGAUCAACAGACAAUCGAUCAUAAGUUUGAUAUUUGAUUAAUCGUUUACCAAACAUUGUCUGGUUUUGGACUGUUGGUCGGACGUCUGAAGACGUCAUCUGGGCUCUGGGAAGUUGUAACGGCCAUUUUUCUACGGAGUCUCCCAGGGGUCAUGUGGUAGAAAGAAAGUAUUGAGGUCUAACAGAAAGCACCUGGAAUAAUAUUUGCACGCAUGGAAUAAUCAUUUCUGCAUAAGUCAUUGUGUGAAAAAUAUAAAUCUGUGCAGACAAAUCGCUAAACUAAGCGCAGGGUUCAGAGGUCAUUUUGAAGUAAAGUUUCCAGGAUAUGUAUUUGGUAUUUAGAAUAAAAACAGGGAAUAAUUUGUUUUUAAAUAACGUAAUGCAGAAUUUAAUUAUAAUACCAGCUAAGAAAAGCACAGGCUAAUAAUUUGUGUCAGAAAAAAACAUUAAACCACUAAAAUAUCUGCAUGCUGUAUUUAAAACAAGCAGAUUAGUCAUUCAGAGAUUCCUCUUUGAUUGUCAAAGUAGAAGUUAUAUCUCAAAAUACGCCUACAUCUCCUGACCUGUACCCUGUUUACAUAAGUGCUGUGAAUUGUGAGCUUUUCUAAAUCAUCAGUCAGUUUGCGGUGAUCUCCAAUCAAUAUCUAAAGAAAUGUCAAAGAUAAUCAAAGCAAAACAGGAUGAACCUGAGUUACAACAAAGAGAGACUUCAGGUUUUUAAUUAAUUGGCAAAAAUAUCCUUAAGCAUGUUUUCACUUUGUCAUUAUGGAUUAUUGUGUGUAUAAUUCACUGCUCAAAAUGUGAUAUUUAAUCCAAUUUAAAUUCAAUUCAUAAUAGUGUUCAACAAGUGAAGAGAUCUGAAUAUUUUUGAAGCUUUAAAUUAUGCAAUAACAGUCAAACAGGGCUCUCACAGCAUCUGAUUUACAUACCUGUGCAGUACAGGUUCAGUUCAUAUCUUUAUUCCUCUUACAAUUUAUUCAUUAUUUCACUCAAUUUAUGUAACUAAUUUUAUUCUACCACACACCUUGAGGUCUCCGUAAUUUCUGAAACUUUAUGGACUAAACAAUUUAUCGAUUUAUCCACAAAAAAAAAAAAAAAAUGUCAACAGAUAAAUUCGCUAAUGAAAGUUGUUAGUUGCAGCCCUUCAAAGCUCACCGAUGAUGUACAGUAUCUGUAACUAAUUCUGCUAAUAAGCUAUAAAAGACAUUUAAAAAGGUACGCUCUAUUAUUGACGAUCGCCAGUUUGUUUUUUCUCAGAUUAGCGUCACUUUUGACCUCUGUACAUUCCUCUAUGAUUGAAAAUAUUGGAUUGAAAAGUUGGUUUUAAAGUGGACAAACAUGUUAUCUUCGGCAAACAGUAAGUAAAAAGGUAAAAAAUAAUAAUAUUUGGACUUUUACUUUAUUUCUAUAGCAGAAUUCAUGUAAAAAUGCAUCACAGAAUGCUUCACAUAAAAGUGAAUGAUUAAAAAAGAGCAAAUGAUUGUGACAUUUACAAUAAAAUGAGGAUCAAAGCAGUUAAAUAAGAUGUAAUAAUAAUAAAAUAAGAUAAUAAAGAUGUUUUAAAAGGAACAAGAUGAAUAAUUUCAAAUUAUGGAGUAACGUACGGAGUUCUGAGGUCACAAAUGGGGCUAAUCUGUGAUAUGCAUGCCACUUUGUAUAUUUAAACUCGUGCACUAUGAUCCAAAGUGAUGCAAAAUACCCAAGAUGUCAUGUAUUCACCGUAUUAAAGAGUUCACGUGUAGCUGUAGCUGUUUAACUGAAACUGUCUCACUUUUUACCUUGAACAGGUGUUUCUCUGUUAGCUCAGUCUUAUUUAUUCUGUGUCAGAGGACGUGUAAAUGAAACAUUCUGUAUUUGUUCCAAUAAACUCCAGAUUCAAGUGCCAACCUGAA